Molecule: messenger RNA, 411 nt
Organism: Prorocentrum cordatum
Lineage: Eukaryota; Dinophyceae; Prorocentrales; Prorocentraceae
Source: the annotation of a GenBank genome assembly
GAGAACUUCGUCCUUGAGUUUGCCUGCAAGCCGUGUGCGAUGCCCCUGUCGGUCUUCUUUGCCCCCUUCCACGGCUUCGACGCGCCCGCCGGGGGCAUCUUUCCGCCGCCAGUGCUCUUCGCGGCGUGCCCGCACGCGCGCGCCGAGUCGGUGGCGGACUCCCUGCCGGACCUGCUGUCGUGGAGCCCCCCAGGCUUCCACCGCAUCGAGCGGGCUGGGCGGCUGCCCGGCGCCCCCGACGUCCAGGCCGCCUUCGCCGCGGUGGCGUUCGACGGCGAGACCGUGGUCUGCCUGCUCUGCCGCGGCGACGGGCCCGCCCCCCGGCAGCUGGAGGCGCGCUCCAGCUCGGAGAUGUUCUUGAGCGCUUUGAUGGACAACCUCCUCUUCUGGGUCAUGGCGACGGAACGCUGA